Molecule: messenger RNA, 3632 nt
Organism: Chara braunii
Lineage: Eukaryota; Viridiplantae; Streptophyta; Charophyceae; Charales; Characeae
Source: the annotation of a GenBank genome assembly
GGGUCUUGGUUGAUGUUGAUUUCGAACGAUGAUGGAGAAGCUACGAUUUAAUUUCCGCUAAUUUAUGAUCCUCUCGUUCUCGCCGAGCACACUCUUGUUUUCUCGAAUCGAGUGCAUUUUCUGCUCGCCCGCCCACAGAGUGUACCGAUGUGGUGCUCCGUUCCUAGGUGCGCGCGAGCUCGCUUCUGGUGGACGGACUGGUGAAGGUGGCUAGAACGGAAGGGACACAGAGAGAGAGAGAGAGAGAGACACGCAUAGAGAUAGUGAUGGAGAUGUAUCUGUGGCAAACAAUAUAUUGCGACAGAGUUACAGACUAUAACCACCGUCGCUAGCGCGUGCACGCGAAAGAGGGAGGAGAGAGAGAGAGAGAGAGAGAGAGAGAGAGAGAGAGAGAGAGAGAGAGAGAGAGAGAAGGUUCCCUUUGUUACUCCUUUUCAACUUCGUAACGGCCUUACUUUUUCUUUGUACAGGGUGGAAGGCUGCUGCCGGUUAGUCAGUAGUUGAGCGAAACGUGCCGACGCACACCCGCCUUCUUUGAAGAAGCACACUUGCACGCUACCGAGUAGAAGUCGACAGGGAAAGACAGGGAGGAACAGUAUGAGAACUCGUGGGGCGAAGGUGUUAGGGUUAGCGCAGCCUUAGCGACGAAUAGGGCGGGAGCGAACUGGAUCAUGUGGAUGACGGCAGGGUAAACCACACUCAGAAAAGAGCUUUAGCGUAACAAGAAUGAUCUUGGCAGCUGGCAGUGUCCAUCCGCAGGCUAAAUGGUAUGUGGGUCUAAGGCAAGGACGAAAGAAGAGGGCUCUCACUGCAAAGGAACGGCAUAUGCGAAUCAUACAUUUGUCACGCCGUUCCUUGGCGGCAAAUUGGCCAUUCUACGUGUCCAAGCCAUUAACACUAAGAAUCACUGUGCAUGGAGAAUAUACAUACACAGCAAGAGAACAGAACAUACACGCCGCUCUGGCGACCGUUUCGCUUAUCCUUCUUAGCAGCGACAGGGUUGUGCCAGCCAUAAUGCAAGGGAGCGUGCUGCUUGCCAUCUGCAUGUGGGACUCGGCGGCACGUUAGACUCGUUAGUAGUAGUAUGGGUGAUGGGCCCGCCCGAUCAUAGUGCCAUUACUCAGAUAGUUGCCUGUGUCAAGUAUCCCCGACAAAAGCCGUGUAGUGGGCAAGCAUUUACAAAGUGCGGGCACGGAUUGGAAGCUGAUUGUCAAUGCUCUCACCUGGGAAGAGGAUGAGGCAUCUAAAGUUGGCGAUGAGGCUGACUGACGCUCGAUGCUCUCGCCCAGGACAGCGUGACACAUCUGAAACUGCUACUUGGGGAUGAGGCUGACUGACUGACGCUCAAUGCUCUCUCCCAGGACACAGCGUCACACGUCUGAAAUCGGCGCUUGCUUGGUAAUUGCAAAUUGGAGGACGCCAAGGAGGGUAAGUCCUGCUUUGCUGUGUACUUCUUUCUGGGUGUUGUUGCCAAACUGGGUCAUCGGCAUGAUCGAACAGAUCGCCUUCACAGGCGUCAGGUUGGCAUAUAUGAUUGCCAUGCCAAGAAUUUCGGUGUUAUGUAAAUGUCAUGGGGGUAGGCUUGCAUGUAUGUGCUAGCAGCGAAUGUAUAGUCCGGAAAGAUUCCGAAGACCAUGCAUGCGGACAUUUGAGAUCACGUGCGUUUGUAGUUAGUACUUGAUAACUUUUGUAAUCGUCAUCUCGCACGAUAGCACUCCACUCGCGAUCCUGCAUUGCAGGCGUGGCCCUCACUGACGCUGCCAUGUGCCAUUUGCGACUAGGACUCGCCAAUAGGUAAAGCGGCCUUCACGUGUUGCCGCCAGUCCUGGUCUGUUUCUCAUCGGGCACCUGCAUCAUCACUGACGUAUAACGUGUGCAGCAGCCUGUCAACAUGGACAACUGCUGCAAGCGUUGCCCUUGCUCAGGGGCGCGGAUGCAGGGAGGGACCACUACUAAAGUUUCAUUGCAGGUGUAAGUGGAGCCAGCGAGGGGGGAGGUUCGGAGCGGUGCUGCCGAAGAAACCGUGCUCACUAUGUUGAGGAGACUCGCGCACAGCGGUGGUGGAGCAGUGCCUGCAACGCACAGAAGAUGUGUGGGGCUGGUUGGAGGAACCAACCAGAGUGGGGGGUGGCUGUGAAUGUGGCUGACUCUGAAUGAAGGCGAGACGAGAGAGGAGACGGGGGAGUGCUCUUCUUGACUCCUGAGAGAGAGAGAGAGAGAGAGAGAGAGAGAGAGAGAGAGAGAGAGAGAGAGAGAGAGAGGUAGAGGUGGUGCAGAGGUGGAUGUGAGCCACAGAGAGAGAGAGAGAGAGGUGGUGCAGAGGUGGAUGUGAAUGGCUCUAUGCGGUUGAGGUUUGAGCAGUACGUUAUUGAUCCGCUCGGUAUUUGUUAUACUGAAAAUGUGCAGUGCUCUUCUUGACUCCUGUGUGUUUGGGCGCUUAUGCAUGUGAGUCAUUUGCUUGCUUUGAUACGCGCACAAGGUAGGCAAUUUAAUUUGUUUGUGGGAUUUUGCAUGUGUCACAGCUUCUGAUAUCAGCUUCGAACUCCAGUGCUUUGCUUUAUGGUGAUGAUGGUAAUGACAUUGACGACAUGGGGGAUGGAAUACUUGUUUAAGUUCUAAUGUAUCCUAGUGCAACUGGCACCCAAAACAUGGCAACUUGGCAGGUCUUGAUCUUUGUCGGUCUGCCGACACCUUGAGCGUAUAGCGUGAAGGGAAACGACAUGGGAAGUGAAAAAGGUGGGGUUGUCUUCUGAGCUGACCUGCCUCCUACGGCGUCUGGAGGUUCAUGAAGAUUGUUGAUCCUGCAUGACGGUAGUACUUGCCAAUUGCAUUUUGUUGCACUUUAAGAGUGCGAACUUGUACACCGUCGGAGGGGCCUCCAGAGUUGAUUACCUGCCCUGAGAUCGUAUCCCUGACCUUUCUCCUCUUCUCCAGCGUAGAUUACCUGAUCGUAUCCUUCCCCUCCCUCGCCUCUUGCCCCGUUUGCACGUACUUUCUCUCUGGGUGUGUUCCCCCUCGGAUGGAGCUUGGGUUGUCCGUUGUAGGGCUUGGCACCUGCAGGGUCGGUCGGUGUCUUGUUUUGGGGUUGGAUAAGAUGUGUCGACUGCCUGGAUGCUGCAUUAGCCUACGUACCACCGUGGAGUUAUUUCCGUGGAAAAAAAUAAUCUAUCUUUUUUUUGUUCACUUUAUUUUGGUCAGCAGUGUGCACUUCGAGUUGCAGGUAUUUGCAGUGUUGACUCUGAACCCCAUACAGGGAGCAUGCUACCUGGUAUGAUGAAGUGAUUGCAGUGAGCGGAAGAGAGGGAGAGAAGAUGUGAGGAGAGCAGAGAGAAUGAAGAGCAGCGGUAGAGUGAGCGAGUUUAGUGAGCGAGUGAGUGGAAAAGAGGGAGAGAGGAGAUUGUGAAAUGGGUACAAGAAUGAUUGAGCAGCCGUGGAUUUAUCCCAUUCAAGGGGAUGAUUUGAAGGGGAUGAAGGGUGAUGGUAGUCGUGUAUGUGCUGAUACCUAGAAGGACACACCGAAAAGUUGCGUGGCUUCAACUUGGAGAGGUGCGAUGGUGUGCGCUAGGCAAUGCAUCUUGCACAUUCGUGUCAUUCGUGUCAUUCAUUUCUGCUCUUUGUGGAACCCCUUUAUC